AUGUCUGAGUCGUUAAUUGCGGAAUCGGUCGUGCAAGGAGCGCUUUCCGGUACACUAGCUACCAUGCUAAUGUACGGCGUCACCUGUAUGCAGACCUUCCACUACUGGCAAGCAUACGAGCAUGACAGCAAGAUUCUGAAGUCUGUAGUGGCAUUCAUCUGGAUUCUCGAGACUGCUCACACAGCAUUGUCAGUACACUUUGUCGAGUACUAUCUCAUCAUACAUUUCGGAGAAUUGGCACCGUUGGCAUCUGCAGUUUGGAGCAUGGGGGUGAGAGCCAGUAUAGACAAAAACUUUCCUGCUGAUCUCAACCUAUUCCGCCAGGCUACAUGUAUCAUUGGUUUUAUUAUAGGUUAUGUCGCAAAUCUUUGCUUCAUCUGGCGGAUAUCGCGACUGGGUCAGAAUCGCUGGAUUGCUGUUUUCUUUGCCAUUGUUGCAACUGUUCGCUGCGGAUUUGGACUGGUUAACUGCGUAUUGAGUUUCAUGUAUCCUGGAUGGGUGGUGUUCAGAGCACGCAUCUUUACAAUCAUGGUGGCUGCUCAGGUGCUUUCAGCACUCGUCGACGGCAGGAUAUCAGUUAGCCUAACCCUACGUCAAAGUCAACUUGUUGCCCUUAGGACUGACGGUAUCAUCAAACGCCUCCAAUUAUAUAGCAUCAACACUGGUGCCAUCGGGUCGCUUUUCGCCGUUCUAGCGCUUAUUGUGUUUCUCGUUUCUCCAACUACCACAGCGUUCAUUGCUUUCAUCCAAGUACAGGGCAAAUUUUAUGCAACAUCGUUAUUAGCAUCGCUAAAUGCCCGCAAAAGCACGCUAAAAAAGAUCGAGCAGUCUGUUCCUUCCGCCGACGGGGUUGUGCUUCCCCUGUUCGGCGCAGCACGUCCGAAUCCGUCGUCACGAUACAUGCAAUCGAUUGAAGUCCAGAAGAGUGUUACGGUGGAGAUCUACGGUGACGGCCUGGAUCCUGAAAAGGAGAGCGACGAGACUAGAUUUUGAGUUUGUACCAACGGACCAGUACUAUAGGGCUAGGACGUGAUGGACAGAUUGCCGCGGGUAAAGAAUGAAUCAAGUAAAUACAUAGUAUGUUUAAAUUAUUAUCAUCUAGUUUGUUCUUCGAAUGGUACCAGCUCGUUCCAUAAAACAUCGGUGGCCAUAUCCUCGAACAUCAGCAGUGUCUCAUUCAAGGUUUCUCAGUAACAAGGCGAUAAGCGAUAUAAUCAAAUCGCGGCAUCCCGUUUGCAGUUUACACUACCUGUUCAUUUGAAGUGUCGUCGACUUGCUCUUCUCGUCGUGUACUAUCGGGAUGUGGAUAGGAAGGCAAUGC
This is a messenger RNA of Suillus clintonianus, 1321 nucleotides long. RefSeq lists its product as uncharacterized. Bases 1 to 993 code for a protein of 330 amino acids. NCBI's taxonomy places the organism in Eukaryota, Fungi, Basidiomycota, Agaricomycetes, Boletales, Suillaceae. The transcript is spliced from 17 exons. The record is from RefSeq and is a predicted model, not a curated record.